Molecule: messenger RNA, 2649 nt
Organism: Debaryomyces tyrocola
Lineage: Eukaryota; Fungi; Ascomycota; Pichiomycetes; Serinales; Debaryomycetaceae
Source: the annotation of a GenBank genome assembly
AUGUUUCAAGGGUCAACAUUCUUGGUGGUCGUUUCAGACGCAUUCACUGACCAAGAAGUGAAUGAUGUUGAGUCGAUGCUUAAACAAAAUAAUGCUAAAGUUUUCAUAAAAGAAGAACACGAUAAUGACGUUAAUUACUUGGGGACAGAGGCCGUGUCGAACACGCCUAUAGAUCAUAUAAUAUGUAAAUCUGUUGAAUUUAUUGAAUACAAUUUGGCCCAGACUUCCAUGAUUCCUAUAACGACCCCCGAAUGGGUAUUUGACUCGGUAAGUCGAGCAAAGAUUUCCAAUCCUAAGGUGUAUAGUCCCGAUCCCAAGUUUUUUUUAAAGGACACAUUUGUGUGUGUUGCUGAUAAUUUACCGGUGGGAGAUAAGGAGGCUAUUUACGGGGGAGUGAGAGCAUUUGGUGGCCAAUAUUUGGAUGAUUUGACGAGAUAUACUACGCAUUUGAUUGCAAUGGAUAUGAAUAACGACAAGAGUGUGAUUGCAACGAGUGCAAUCAACACUACCCAAGAAAAUGGCGACAAAAUAGAUAUAAAGAUAGUUUUGCCCCAUUGGAUAGAUGAUUGCUUGAAAAUGGGGAAAAAAUUAGAUGAAGAGCCUUACAUGUUGCCGUCACCUUCUAUAUUGAAGGCUACACUGGGAGCUAUCGAUUCGCCUGUAAUAACAGAGGAUGAUAUUUUACCUAUUGAUUCAAGUAAGUCGAGCUUUUUGGACAAUAAGCUUUUCUAUAUUAGCCCAGACUAUAAAAUAUCCGACCGGUUAACCAGUGCCAUAGGCGCCCUAAUCAAGAAGCACGGUGGUAAAGUAACCACGCAAUUCAACUCUAAAACGGUUGAUAUCUACAUUGGCCAGUAUCGCGCAGGAGAUGCUUACAUUACGAGUUGCAAGUCAAAUCGUAUAAUAGUUGGUAAUUUGCAAUGGCUCUACUCAAUAAUAGUAUCAAACAGAUGGAAGCUACCAAUAAAUUCGAACUUACUUCAUUAUCCAAUCCCCCCAACUUCAUUACCUGACUUUCAAAAUUUGAAGAUUUCGGUUACUAACUAUAGUGGCGAUGCAAGAUUUUAUUUAUCGAAGUUGAUCACCAUAUUGGGUGGCACAUUUACCAAAACAUUGACUCGUGAUAAUGAUUUCUUAGUUGCUGCAAAACCAGAAGGUAAAAAAUAUGAAGCAGCUAAAGUGAAAUGGAUAUCAGAAGGUAACAACAACAUUAAGGUCGUUAAUCACCUAUGGUUAGAAGAAUGUUUUGCUAAUUGGAAAUUAUUGGAAUAUGAUAGACCACAGUAUCAAUUUUUAGGAAAUAAUGCAAACGGGGUAGAGAAGUUACUUUGCAAAACCAAGCUAAAGCAGAAUGUACUCGAGAAUUGGUAUAACCAAGAGAACCUUGCUAGCGAAAAAGAAAACGUAGCCGAUAGUAUGAGUGAAGAUGAAUCAACACAACCAAAGAAUCACCUAAAAUCUAAUACAAAGACCAACAACACUAAAAAAUCACCUCUGACUAAUGGCAGCGUAACAGAUGAAAAUAUAGAACAAGAAGAAAUACAAGAAGAGCAUGAUGAUGACAAAGAAGAGAAAAUCGAGGCAAACGAGGAUGAAACCACGGUGUCUACAAAAGAAAAAAUGAGGAAGUCAACUUUACCUUCAGAAAUAAGUAAAGUAAACAACGAAGUUGCACUCCCCGCAACUCCUAUUACAGGGAGAAGCGGAAGAUCUGCUAAACAAAAGGCAGUGAAUAAGUUGCACUCCGAUAUGAACGACCUAAAUGAUUAUCAGCAAAUGUCAAAGAGUUCUAGGAAGAUGAAAUCAUACAUGGAAGAACUCGAAAAGAGCUCAUCUGCCAAAAGAAAGGCAGAAGUUGAAAAUAAAGACACCAAUACUAUUGAGACACCUGUGAAGACCAAGAAACGUAAAACCGAAUCACCUAGAACAGAUACCGAUACUAAGAUAGUGGCAAUAAUAACAGGGUGCGAGAACGAAAUCACAUUGACGCGUCAAGAUACCCAACAUUUAAAUCAUAUUGGAGUCAAGGUAUUAUCAGAUUACUCGACAAAGCAAGGGAUCAACACUCUAAUUGCACCUAGGAUAUUACGGACAGCUAAGUUUUUACGUUCUCUUAGUCAGGUGGAUAAGAUUAUUCACCCCAAUUAUUUAAUAGACGUAUUGAAAAAGUUGAACUCAUCGCAGGAUGUCGAUGGAGACCAAAUAUCUAAAGAAUUUUCAAUUAACGACUACUCGCUAGAUAAAGUCAUACCCAUUAAGGCCAUUAACCAAGAACUUGGUGUUACCAAUGCUAAAGAAAAUGGUUUGGCUAAUUUAUUGAAUACUACUAACAGAGGCUUAAUCUUUCAGGAUUUGAAAAUUAACUUGUCUAGUAAUUUAGUUGGAGGUAUACAAGUGAUAUCGGAAAUCUUGGAAAGCCAUGGGCUUGCAGAGGCCAAGAGCAUUAAGUCUGUCACGGCAGCUAAUACAAAAAGCUUGCUUACGAAUGAUGACGGCAAAACAAUUAUGGUAGCUCACAAAUCGAAAGAUGCUAAAUUAAUCACUAGCUUCAAGAAGAACGUACAAAAUGGUGUAAUUGUUGAAUGGGAUUGGUGUGUCAAGUCUAUUUUUAAGAUGAAGCUCGAGGAAUUCGACUCGUAUCAACUUUAA